This is a messenger RNA of Diaporthe batatas, 480 nucleotides long. RefSeq lists its product as uncharacterized. The record is from RefSeq and is a predicted model, not a curated record. NCBI's taxonomy places the organism in Eukaryota, Fungi, Ascomycota, Sordariomycetes, Diaporthales, Diaporthaceae. The transcript has 3 exons. Bases 1 to 480 code for a protein of 159 amino acids.
AUGCAGUCAGCAUUCUCAAUCCUGAAGGCUUUCGUUGUCCUCGCCGGCGUCGGUGCGGCCCUGCCUGGUCCCUGGAGCGUCCCCCCAGAGCACCUGGAGAUUCUAGCUCUCAGACGGGCCACCCCUCUGAACCCCGAUGCCGUGGCUGACGUGCGUUGCUGGAAUACUGAGGAGAAGAUCAUCUUCCACGAGGAGAACGCAGCACAGCUCGCCAUCUGCGACGGCAUAUCGGGCUCCACAUCUCAGUGCGGCGGGUCGCCAGCGACGACCGUCGGCAGCAGGGGCACGGCCAAGUUCACCCUGACAGCGGUCAAGGAGGGUGCCAAGAUCAACAUCUCCAAGGUCCGAUGGGAGGAGUGCGUCCACGCCGCUCGCGCCGUAUGCCCUACGGGAAGCCUCUCGGCGACGUGCCGCGGCGGGGCGACCGUCGGAGAUGUCGCCUUCGUGCUGGAGAACCCGGGGAUGGAGAACAAGCGCUGA